AUGCCAGAUAACCGCAGAGUGGAGUUGAUUGUGCCCUACGUGCACCGGCCGGAGAAAACGGGACGGUCGCCAACUUCAGCGUUCAGUUCAACCUUGCCAAUGGCUGCCAUGUUUAUGAGAUCGCGAAUUCUCUCGUGGUGUGCCCUUUUCACCGCCAUGCAGGUCUACCUGAACGAGCCUGAAGAGCGGUCGCCAGAUGCUCAGCCGGGCUGGAUGUCGUUGAUUAUUGCAGUGCUUGGUGUUGGAACAAGCUACAUGGACUUUGUCGGCAAACGUCCUGUGCCCAAACAAGCUGCUGCCAAGGCUGCGGAGACGGUGGUAGAGGCGGCCAAGGAGACUAUACACAAACUAGUAAACUAG
Molecule: messenger RNA, 360 nt
Organism: Wickerhamiella sorbophila
Lineage: Eukaryota; Fungi; Ascomycota; Dipodascomycetes; Dipodascales; Trichomonascaceae
Exons: 1
Coding region: 1-360 (119 amino acids)
Biological process (GO): protein insertion into ER membrane
Cellular component (GO): endoplasmic reticulum membrane
Molecular function (GO): protein folding chaperone
Source: RefSeq, a predicted model, not a curated record